AUGGAGCCCGGGCCCCGCAACAUCCAGGUCCUGCUGCAGGCCGCGGAGUUCCUGGAGCGCCGCGAGAGAGAGGCCGAGCAUGGCUACGCGUCCCCGUGCCCGCCCCGGAGCCCCGGCGCGCUGCACCCGAAAAGGAGGCGGGCCCCCCAAGUCGUGGGCGCGCAGGACACUGGGCGGUCCGUGCACAAUGAGCUGGAGAAACGCAGGCGUGCCCAGCUGAAGCGGUGCCUGGAGCAUCUCAGGCAGCAAAUGCCCCUGGGAACCGACAGCGCCCGAUCCACUACGCUGAGUCUUCUGCGCAGGGCCCGGGCACACAUCCAGAAACUGGAGGAGCAGGAGCUGUGGGCUUGCCAGGUGAAGGAGCAGCUGCAGAGCCACCAGCAGAACCUGCGGCGGAAGCUGGAGCAGCUGCAGCAACUGCGGGACCCAGCAGGGGCAGAGCGGCUGCGGGCCGACAGCCUGGACUCAUCAGGGGUCUCAGAGCGCUCAGACUCGGACCCAGAGGAGCUGGAGGUGGAUGUGGAGACCCUGGUGUUUGAGGGCCCCGAUGAACUGCUGGGGGCAUGUGGCACUGGCCAGGAACACAGCUAUUCCCACCAGGGGGCUGCCUGGCUGUAACUCCAGCUGCUGCCUGCCUGGAUAGGGCCGGCUCCUGGUGGAUGGACUCAAAGGGCUUUCUGAGAGAAACUGAGAGAACUGUUCCUGAGGAUGGGGGUUUUGUGUGUGUGUGUGUG
Messenger RNA from Suncus etruscus (white-toothed pygmy shrew), 734 nucleotides. RefSeq names its product MAX dimerization protein 3 (gene MXD3). Gene Ontology annotation, molecular function: RNA polymerase II cis-regulatory region sequence-specific DNA binding; DNA-binding transcription factor activity, RNA polymerase II-specific; protein dimerization activity. The record is from RefSeq and is a predicted model, not a curated record. Gene Ontology annotation, biological process: regulation of transcription by RNA polymerase II. The transcript is spliced from 6 exons. The coding region runs from base 1 to 618 and encodes 205 amino acids. Lineage: Eukaryota; Metazoa; Chordata; Mammalia; Eulipotyphla; Soricidae.